AUGUCGUUCAGAAAGCUCACCACGCUCAAGAAAAAGGAUAAAUCUAAGAAAAGUACCUCGAGUGUUCCUUAUGCUCAUGAUCCAGAUCUCGCCUACGAUCGCACUCGGAACAAUCUUAUCGAGGGCUUAAAGGUCGCAAAGGCAGUGGGUGAGGCUAGCUCACUUCUCGCACCGAUGAAAGCAGUCUGCGAACUUGGUAUUCUCUUCUUGGAGACGACAAAGGCCGUGGAUGAAAACACGUCGAGUCUCAAGCAGCUUCAACAGCGGGUCUCUAGUCAUAUCGAAAUCUUACAGGAUGGUCUUAAGAGUUUGCCUUCCGGGACGCGAGGACCCGCGGCGAUUACCGAGUUUCGGCACGCGCAGCAGGAGUAUAUAGCUGGUCUAAAUGCCAUCCGGGAUAGACUCAACGACAUGCUCCUCCGACGAGGCAGUGGCAGCGUCCGUAGUAUUCUCGGAAAGAUUGGAGAUGCGCGAAUUGAUCCGGGGAUUAUUGCAUCGAUCAAGGAGGACAUUUUCCACCAGUCAAGAAUCUUUGCUGAGGCGACCAAGAGGCCCAUGAUUGAUCUUCAAGAAGAAGUGUGGAAAAUGGCCAGUCUCGGGCCUGAGCAAGCCAGACCAAUGGGUACUCAGCACAAGCUCUGCUUACCUGGGACGCGACUUUCAGUUCUCGGAGAGAUCCGCGACUGGGCUACUAGUGACGACUCUGAAAAGCCCGUCUUCUGGCUGUGCGACAUCGGUGGUACCGGUAAAUCCACUGUCGCGUUUACACUUUGUCAUGAAUGGGACGCUACUGAUCAGUUGAUUAUCACUCGUUUCUUCUUCUCGAAGAAUGCACGGUCUACUUCGGAAACGGACAUUGUCUGCACGACGCUUGGCAAGGACCUUGGCGCAAAGGACGAUACAAUACGAAAAUACGUUAAAGAAGCAUUUGAACAGGACGAGCAGCUCGGUACGCGACCGCUGGCCUACCAAUUUUCGAAGCUCGUAGAGGCAUCCAUACAGCUGACAGCAAAACGCGUGAUUUUCGUCAUUGAUGCCAUCGAUGAGUGUAGAGCGGACAUGAGACGCGAUCUUCUCGCUCUAAUUGUCAAGCGGCUUCCGACUCUGCCAAAUCUGCGGAUACUCCUCACCAGCCGCCCUGAGCCAGAUAUAAUGACGUUACUUCAGGGAAUGGCCAUCGUUCGUAGUAUGCAAUACGAGCUCCAGGGACGCGAUAAUCAAGCAAACGUUGAGGAUAUUAGAAUCUACGUCGAGAAUCAUUUCACAGGGCUCCUCACCCGGUCGGAGCGUCAACAACUCGUGGAUAAGGCAAAUGGGCUCUUUAUAUGGGUUGCUACCGCCCGUCUAGAGCUCGAACAGGUGGAUGGUCCAGACGCUCGGGUCCGUACACUCACAAGUCUUAUCUCACGAGGCGAAGGUGGCGACAUUAAUCAUCUGUAUGCCAGGAUCCUUCGUCGUUUGUCUCAAGAGACCUCCCUCGACAAGGUGAAGAAGAUCAUAGGAACCAUUUCAAUUCUUCUUGAGCCAGUUUCCAUACGAGUGCUCUCCAAGCUCAUCAGCAUAGAUCCCGACGAUUUGGAACCAAUUAUAAGCUCUAUGCGUAGCGUACUACGCGCAGAGAAUGUUGUCGAGUUUCUUCAUCCAACAUUCCACGAGUACCUUCACAGUAGUCGUAAUGAAGAACUGCGAGUGGAUGCCGGGGUCUAUCACUCGGACGUUGCUAGGACGGCCCUGGAAGUUCUACAGGCUGAUCUUCGACAAGACGUCUGCAACAUUUCAAUCCCGGAUCAUCGCUAUCCGGAUAAUAAUGAUGUGAGCGACUUGGAAGGUCGCUUGAACGCCCUCUGGACUCACUCACCGGCGCUACUGUACUCGGCAAGGUACUGGUCUGCACACGUUAUCGCGGGAAUAUCUCGUGAAGAAGUCAUGGUCCAUCUAGGGUCGUUCUUAAGAAACUCGAUGCUCUACUUCAUUGAAUUACUCAGCUUAAUUGGUAAACUGGUAUGGAUUAAAAACUUUGAAGAUGUUCGCAGGUGUCUCAGAACUUAUACCGCCUAUCAAGAAGAACGCGAGCUUUGUCGCGAAAUACUAUGCGUAGUAUCAACUAAUCGCCCUUUCAUUGAACGCAGCGCAUUGCAUAUAUAUUCUUCGUCGCUUUAUCUGCUCCCUCGAAAAUCAAAACUUUAUGCGAGAUACCACGAACGAUUCAAGCACGCACUCCCAAAGGUCUUAUACGACCAGGAGGUCACUAUACCAUCAUACCUCGAGCUUGUCGAACAGGACACGCGCAUAAGCUGUGGCGUCUUCUCACCAGAUGGAACCUGCGUUGUCUCCGGGUCAGAGAACGGGUCAAUACGGCUCUGGGAUUCAGUUGCCGGUGCGGCAAUCGGGGUGCCACUCCGAUGUGGAAAAUUUUCUGUCCAAACCGUCUGCUUUUCAUCCGAUGGCACAAUGGUUGCUUCCUGCUCAGACUAUGAAGCCAGAUCUGGUAGCAUAAUGCAUAUAUGGGAUGCGUUUAGAGGCGUACAAGUGGGCCAGCCAAUGAUAGCAGCCGAUCUGACAACUCUGAAGAUCAGCUUUACAACAGAGUGCGAUCGUCUACUCGCAGCAGGCUAUAAGCCUGAUAAUCUGGUCGACAAUCAUGAGAUCAAUUUGUGGUCGACCACAGGCUGCCAUCUUUCCUGCGCGACUGUUGGCUCGUUUGACGUCGAUCUUAAUAGAUACAUGGACUACUACAAAGCGAGCUUGGUCAGCGUCACCGCAAAUACCAAGCGAGUAGUCUAUGGACUUCAAUCGGACCGCAUUGCUAUCUUUGAUGUGGUCACUGAGAAGAGAUUGCAAGACCUAGUUGUAUUCUCUCCAGGUGAAGAAUCAAUAAGGGGAGUUGCUUCCUCUGCUAAUGGUGACUUGAUUGCUGCUACCCAUUAUAAUCGUUCACAAAGUGAAUUUGUGGUUUCUGUUUGGAUGGCCGCUACCGGAGAUUGUAUCCUACAUUUCACAAUGAGGUCGCCCUUUCAUAUAGCAUUCCUGACGUUCACGGCCAAUGAUACCAAGAUUAUCCAUAUGAUUGGGGGCGAAUAUGUGGUCCUGGACAUUGCAACAGCACAGUUGGUCUGGGGUAAUCUCCGACAUUACAGGAUGCAAAACUUGGAUGUCUCACAAACAGACUUUCGUGCUCUUGCUCGUUCGUUUAGUGGCACCAGCCUGCUCUGGGAUUGCGAUCCUAACGGGGAACAAGACGUUAGCCAGACAGGCCUCGGGUCAAUUCAGUGUAUGUGCAUUUCUGAUAGCAAAUUGUGGUUUGCAACCUGCACAUAUCCUGGGGAACUCCAGGUUUGGGACGCGUUUGAUGGUCGGCGCAUCGGCAGGCCAAUGCCCGGGAACACGCUUGUUACUUUCAUGGAUAUUUCACCCGAUGAUGCGCAAAUAGCAGCUGGAUCCUGUUUUGGAGAUAUCAAGAUAUGGGAUCGAAUCACGGCCACGAUGAUCGGUGAAGUCAAUGUCUCAGUAACCCCAGGUUUAUGGGGCCUGCGGUUCUCAUUGGAUGGGGAAACAAUUGUAGCGCGUUCAAUUCCUGACCACAGUUCCCGUGAAAUGUUAUUGUACGAGCUAACGCGUCGCUCAGGCACUUGGGUUGCCAAGGCUGCUGGAGUAAUGCGCGAGGACACAUCAGAGGAUAACAUUUGGAUUACAGUGACAACGGAGCGUCCCAUAAUGGACCAUACUAGAUCGACUUUGGUAUACAAAGACGGCUACAUCUCCGACUCCCGUCGUCCCCGUCUGCAUUUUGGACUUUCUUCUGGCAUCGAGAUCCUCCAGUGGCUUUCAUAUGAUGACAAGAUUGCUCUCAGAUGUGACGACGGUUGGUCCAGAUGGCUUGACUUUACAAACAUAGUCAUGUCGCCAUGA
Molecule: messenger RNA, 3909 nt
Organism: Serendipita indica DSM 11827
Lineage: Eukaryota; Fungi; Basidiomycota; Agaricomycetes; Sebacinales; Serendipitaceae
Source: the annotation of a GenBank genome assembly